GUCUUCAAGAGUUUGCCUGGAGCUGCAGAGGCGCUGGUUGUGCAUCCACUUGGGGGCUUUAAUGGCAGUGGUUUCACCUGCAGGCGUGCAGCACGGAUGAUCCGAGCUCGGUGAAGGUGCAUCAGUCUACAGCCAAGAGAUGUCCCCGUUAUUCAUGGACACUGGGUAUGAGCUCAACAGCCCCGGAUCGGUGUCUGCUGAGGGGAGCAACACCGCUGGAUCGGAGAGAGAAGAAGGGGGACAACAGAUGGGAAGCCGAGGGAGAAAACGACAAGAGAAGAACAGGCACGCUGCGAGGAAGAGCCGCAGGAAACAAACAGAGAGAGCCGAUGAACUUCAUGAGGAGCUCCAGUGUCUGGAGCAAUCAAAUUCAGCUUUUAAAAAGGAGAUCGCCGCAUUGAAAAAAGACCUCCACCUCUAUACGACAGCUCUGGAGCACCACAAGCCUUUGUGCCGCCUCAAAGACUCCGCAUCCAGCUCGACAACCAGCCUCUCAGUUUCCCCCUCAGCCGACUGUCAGAACAAAUCCAGCCCCCCUGGAGUCCCACCCCGGGCCUCACGCUCCGCUUUUGCUGCUGCCCCUUCACUCUCUACCUCCUUGACCUCCAGCCUGGGUCUUCAAACCAGCGACUGUGUUGAAAGCACACAUCUAUCAUCUUUAACCCCUCCAACAACCACAACAUUAGCCACGCCUCGUGGCCCGUCUACUGAACUCUUCACCUCCUCCAGCUCUGUGACAGCUCCUGACUCUGUCUCUUUCUCUGCAGUCCGGACUCCUCGCUCUCUGUUUAACGGACAUUCCCCUUCUCUGAUCACAUCGAGGCCGACAAAUGUUCCGCCUGUCUGCACCAGCCUUGUUUCGCACCCUGCACCCUCGAGGUCAGGUGGCGUCCAUGAAAGCUCUUCAACGUCAGCAAAUGCUCACUUCUCUCCACUUCAUCCUGUAGCACUGGAUGAAUUCCUAAUGACACAAGCCUCUUUUCUUCCUGCUUCUUCGAAUGUAGUUCCCCUUCAUUCGUAUUUGGCGGCUGAAAACGCAGGUUUGGAUUGUCCCAUGAAUGUGUCCGAGCUUCGUCCAUGUCAGUUUAGCAGAAAUUCAGUGAAUUCAAGUUCCCUUUUACCGCCAUCUUACCAAGAUCCUCAUCCUCAGUCCCUCUCAAUGUCCUCUCCUGCCUCUGCUUAUAGUCAACAAGUCUCAUUCAACUGUGCAUCUCUGCUUUCCCUGCUCACUGUCCCGAGUCCCCUUAAUGUGUCUCUGACUACCUCCAGCAGCUUUGAUGAACCAGUCCCGCAACCCCCACCCUUGGUGCCUCUGUUGGAGGAUACCCCAAGAGAUCUCUCCCUUUCUGAGCUCCUGGAGGUCAACGAUUGGAUACUGAGUGGGGCUAGUCACCUGUAGCACUACAUGUCACAAAGCAAAGCAAGGCCACUUUCCUUUAGCCAAAAUAGUGCUUUAUUUUUUAUAUUUCUGUAUUUUGAGCAGUUUAUUCAAACUCUGCUGAGCAGCUACAGCAACAACUGAAGGAUGCAACCUGACAGAUUUAAACAUCUGUUGGGAUGCAUAUGUUGCUCAUAAUAGGUUUCAGCUUCUUAAAGGGAGACUCACAUUUAGUAUUGAGCUUCCAUAUAGUUGGCGGUCUCACAAUAGCCAAACUAAAGACAAAAUGGUCAAAGCCAAUACAGUAUAAGCAAACAUAUCCCAGCUGUAAGGGUUGGUGUGGAUCAAGAUCCAAAAACACUGGAUCCUAAACUUCUCACAAUGCAACCUAGAGCAUAUUUUAGUUAGAUGCUUGUAAAUGGCCAUGUCUUUCAAGCUCCAGUUUGUAACGCAAGCUCCCUGUUCUAAAUUUGAAGCCUCCCGUUUCCUUUGAUUAACGGCAAAGAGCGCCGACAACUCCCGAACGCCUAGCGGAGGUUUCAGAGACUGGAGUCAGGUGAUCAAGACCAAACACCAAAAAAAUUACUCAACAUUUGAGACUUUUUCUUGUAAUUUGGAAAGGGUGGAGUACUCACUUCCUUGCCACUUCAUGGAAAUGUCAGAAAUUUCCAUCUGUGACUGGAACCGCUUGUGUGAACACACAAAGUGCCAAAGUUAAAGAUUAUCGGCAGUUAUGAUUCAACUCCAGGAAACUUUAUUCUGUCAUCCUUCUUUUAUCCUCUUUUUUUUUAAAAUACACACAGUCUCACAUAUUUUGCUGCUACUGAUGUACGUCAGUCAAUUUGCUGAUUGUUAAUUAAACUUUUUUACAGCUACAAUUAUUUAUUUUUCAAUAUUUCAGAUAAAACAAUAGAUUUAUCUAGAUUCUUCUCACUUCAAGUUAUAGAAUUGCAUUAUUUCUACUUACUGUAAUUAUGCUAAUAUAUAAUUAAUUAUUAUUAUUAUUUAGGUAUUUGACCAGCUUACAAGAGUCCCCAGAUGAUAUGUGUGACCUUUAGUUUGUAUAUUUAAGUAAUUGCAAAUAGUUUGGGUAUGUUUAUUAUUUAUGUGUCUACCGCUAUCAAAGUUCAAAUUGACAUAGAGAUGUGUGCUGAUCAGAGGGUUAAUAAUUGCUCACAGCUCUUCUUUUUGUGGUCCCCUAGUGGUUCCAUCCAGCCAUGAUUAUAAAUUGAAUUUACAAGUUGAAUUUAUGUGGCAACUAGUGACCCACAGUGCCCCACUAACACCCCUCACUUUGGGUCUAUUGUAAAAAAAAAAUAAAAAAAAGUUAUGUUAUUGCUAAUUACCUUAUUGUGUUCAUAUCAAGUAAGACAAAUGAGAGAAAUAACUUAAUUCUUCUUUUUGACUUCCUCUCCCUGUAACUGACAAUAAGAGAACUAUGGGGCUGCUCAAACCUGUUGUAUAGGAAGGCCCGCUGUAAAUAAAUGAAUAGUGGAUUGUAUUCUUUAUCUAAUUUUAGGACUUAUAGCUGGGCUUUUGCACAAUGAUUGUAUUAAAAUUAAGAUUUAGUUUUUUAAAGGAUGUUUUUAUUUUUAGAUUAUUCUGCUUUAUUUACACUAUGUCUUUUGCUGUAACGGACACUGUCACUGAAUUUGCAGACUUUGGGAAUAUUUUCUAUUCAGAUUGAAAUAUCUCAACACCUUUUGGAUAUUAUGUUAUUUUGUACAGAUAUUCAUGGUCCCCAGAGGACAAAUCCUCACGUCGUGGGUGAUCCCCUGAUGUAUUUUUUUGUGCAACUGUCAGCUUGGCAAGUGAGUGAAAUGUUGGCUGGAUUGCCAUGACAUUUGGUGCAAACAUUCAUGUUGCCCUAACAAAUAAUUGUAUUUACUUUGGUGAUCCUCUGACUUUUUCUUUAGCGUAUUUAUUGGGUCCAAAUUUCAAUUUGUUGAUAAAAUACCUUUUAAAGCUAAACAUUUUCCCGCCUCAGCUUUAUUUUUUUGCUAAUAGGAAAUCUUAGCACACAAACAUGCUACACUAACGCCCAAAGCACUGCUGUGAAUGUAUGUGCAGCCUCGCAAGAAGCAUUAACAUUUAGUCUUAGUUAAUAGAUGAAACAGUCUAUUAAUAGAAUGUAGACACAUGUUACCAGAUUGAAUAUAGACUUGAGGAGAUGUUUGAUGGAUUAUCUCACAGUUGUACAAUGCAAUAAUAGAGUGCUGUUAACCAGAGUGUUUCUAAAUGUCAGAGCAUUAUUAACAGCCUCUGGUGCUGAUGGCAAAUGAGAAGGAGACCAGCAGAGCUCUCAGACUCUUACCGGACUGCCGGUCCCCCCGGUAUUUUUCCCAGAAGGCAACCGGCUGAGCUCA
This is a messenger RNA of Anoplopoma fimbria (sablefish), 3744 nucleotides long. It is a transcript of the gene batf2, whose product is annotated as basic leucine zipper ATF-like transcription factor 2. The record is from RefSeq and is a predicted model, not a curated record. Gene Ontology annotation, cellular component: nucleus. The coding region runs from base 140 to 1399 and encodes 419 amino acids. The transcript has 3 exons. Gene Ontology annotation, molecular function: DNA-binding transcription factor activity, RNA polymerase II-specific; RNA polymerase II cis-regulatory region sequence-specific DNA binding. NCBI's taxonomy places the organism in Eukaryota, Metazoa, Chordata, Actinopteri, Perciformes, Anoplopomatidae. Gene Ontology annotation, biological process: regulation of transcription by RNA polymerase II.